This is a messenger RNA of Aureobasidium vineae, 1557 nucleotides long. The record is from the annotation of a GenBank genome assembly. NCBI's taxonomy places the organism in Eukaryota, Fungi, Ascomycota, Dothideomycetes, Dothideales, Saccotheciaceae.
ACUCACGAACUUGUCGAAGGACAGCAUGGAACCAUAACCGACACCGUCAAUCAAGUCACCCAAAGCGAGCACGAACUCGGCUUCUGGAAAGGUGUGAAGCUCUACCCCAAGGCUGUCUUCUGGUCGGCAUUCUUUUGCGUCGCUGUCAUCAUGGCCGGUUUCGAUCCUCAACUCGUUUCAUCCUUCUACGCGCUGCCUGCUUUCCAGAAGAAGUACGGUUCACUCUACCAGGGUGAAUAUACCAUCUCGGCAGCGUGGCAAACAGGAUUGGGCAUGGGAAAUGCUGUCGGACAACUGGUCGGCGCACUUGCUUGCGGUUGGCCGCUGGAAAAGUUCGGUCGCAAGCGCACUUUAGCAGCAUGCUGCUGCUGGUCUAUUGCUUGGAUCUUCAUGCAGUUCUUCUCAGAGAAUUUGACCGUUCUCUGUGUUGGUGAAGUUUUUGCUGGCUUGGGCUACGGCUUCUACGUUGUCAUCGCGCCUGUUUAUGCCUCUGAUGUCUGCCCGUUGGCUCUUCGAGGUGUGCUUACGGCGUCGGUCAAUCUAGCCUUUGUCAUUGGACAAUUCAUCGCCCAAGGUACCGCUGCUGGUGUGGAGAGUAGAUCAGAUGCGCUUGCAUACAGACUUCCCUUUGCGAUCCAGUGGAUUUGGCCUGUCAUCCUGUUGAUUGGUCUCUGCUUUGCUCCUGAGAGUCCUUACUGGUUGGUACGCCAGGGACGUAGAGAUGAUGCAAAGCAUGCGCUUGAGAAAUUGACUAGCAGCAAGGAUCGUCCCGACCUUGACGCGAUGCUCGUUCUGAUCGAAGAGACUGAUCUGCUCGAGCGCGAGAUUGACGCAAGCACGACUUAUCUUGAUUGUUUCAAAGGAACCAAUUUGAGAAGAACGGAAAUAUGUACCAUGGUCUACCUUAUCCAGGUAAUUGGAGGUAACCCCCUCAUUGGAUAUGCGACAUUCUUCUUUGAACAGGCCGGACUGGCCUCUGCCAACGCUUUCAAUAUGGGUGUUGGAAACACGGCGCUUGGCUUUGUUGGCACAUGUCUCUCAUGGCCGUUGAUGCUGAGAUUUGGCCGUCGUACCAUCUACACCUAUGGAAUGGUCGUCAUGACUGUCAUCCUGUUCAUCAUUGGGUUCCUGGACAUUCCAAAGAACAACACGGGCGCAAUCUGGGCACAGGCUACCCUGAUGGAUAUCUGGACCUUCGUGUAUCAGAUGACUGUCGGUCCCAUUUGCUUUGUCCUGAUCUGCGAAGUCUCAUCUACCCGUCUUCGUGGUCGAACAAUCGCCAUAGCUACUGCAGUACAAUCCACAUUCGGCAUUGUGUUCACUAUUGGCAUGCCCUACAUGCUCAGCAGCGAGGAAGGCAAUUGGAAAGGAAAGGCAGGCUACUUGUUCGGUGGUAUCAGUGCGGCCUGUCUCGUCUGGUGCUGGUUCCGGCUGCCCGAAACGUUCGGAAGAACAUUCCAGGAAUUGGACAUCAUCUUUGACAACAAGAUCAGUGCCCGCAAAUUUGCUGACUACGAAGUACCACAGCAGGUAUACGAAUUGCAGAAGGUCGAUUGA